CAGCACCAAUAUUAGCCCAUGGACCGCUCGUGUUUUCAAAGUGCGAGGUGAAGCGAGAGUUCUGAGCGAGACGAUUUUUGUGAUUAUUACGCUUCAAAAUUAUCAACAUGAGUAGCUCGGAAGAAGUAUCAUGGAUUGCUUGGUUCUGUGGCCUCAGGGGGAAUGAAUUUUUCUGCGAGGUUGAUGAAGACUACAUCCAAGAUAAAUUCAACUUAACAGGCCUAAACGAGCAAGUCCCUCACUACAGACAAGCCUUGGAUAUGAUCCUUGACCUAGAACCAGAUGAUGAAGAAGAUCUUCCGCACCAAAGUGACCUGGUGGAGCAGGCGGCUGAGAUGCUCUACGGCCUCAUCCAUGCCCGCUACAUCCUCACCAACAGAGGCAUCGCUCAGAUGAUUGAAAAAUACCAAGCUGGCGAUUUUGGCCAUUGUCCGAGGGUCUACUGUGAGAACCAGCCGAUGCUGCCCAUCGGCUUGAGUGACGUGCCUGGCGAGGCUAUGGUGAAGCUGUAUUGCCCCAACUGCUGUGAUGUUUACACUCCCAAAUCAUCGCGCUACAAUCACAUCGACGGCUCGUACUUCGGCACAGGAUUUCCUCACAUGCUCUUCAUGGUGCAUCCUGAGUACCGACCAAAGCGUCCUGGCACUCAGUUUGUCCCAAGACUUUAUGGCUUCAAGAUUCACCCCAUGGCUUACCAACUGCAACAACAAGCUGCUGCUAAUUUCAAUGCCCCUAUGAGACCUGUGAAUUUUAACAAUGGUAAAAGGUAGAUAUAUUUGUGCUGCUCCAGGUCCUGCCUUCUUCAUGGCUAGCUAUUAAAGAUCGCGCUGUGCUAGUGGCUUGAUUGCUAUCAUCAACGCCAUAGUUUCUUAUUGAAACAUUUUAAGCUGAAUAAUGUGUGGAGGAAAUAUUACAUCCCUAGCUUUUUAUGGGACUCAUUUCUACUACGUUAUAUAUGUAGUUCGUAGCUGAAUUAUUCUUCGACUGGAAUAUGCUUCAUGAUAUCCUCUAUGAUUCUUUCUAAUCUUUUCCUCUUGGUGUUCGGGGUGGAGGUCUCGUAAGUGUGAGCAUAUAUUCAGAGGAUGUUUCAAGCUAAAUGAUCAGUAAGGCUUGUAUUAACCGGAGUUAAUGACUAUAUGCGGAUGAAGAAAUUGAUGUUGUUGGAAGUGGUAAUCAGUAGUUCACGAAUGUGCAAGUGGUUUUAAAUGACCAGAAUUGGGUUAAAUAUACUUAGGGUUUUUAAGUCUGAAGUUCCCAGCAUAGACUGAUAUCGUUUGCAGAGAAUGGAAUUACCACAUUAUGGUGUUGCAGACAGUUAUUUUCUCCUAGAAUUAUAUAGAUUUUUUUAUUGGCUAAUUUUUUCAUGCAGUUUUGAUGUUUUGUGUGAUUGUCUUAAACAAGAUUAUGGUUGCUGAUGAUUCGUAUAACUCAUUUUUCGAGUAGGAAUUCCAACAUAAUAAACCUUCAUUGUUGAGACUAUAGGUAACUGAUUGCAUUAUGAACCCUUGAGACGAUAAUUUAUUAAAGUUGGCUGCUUAUUACUUUGUCAACUUCAGCUUGCUUUUUAUUCAGAGGCUAUGCCGUUACAACCCAAGCCUAACAAAAUUUUAGAGCAUAUUCCCGAACACUCGUGUACUUCAGUCGUAUUUGUACACGUCCUUAACAGUACCAUCCAUGUUACGGAUAUGGAGUGAUUCAUUGCUCGAGUUUACAAUCUCAGUGGUACUAUGACGACCGAUAUGAAUCGUAUGUGAUAGGCUGGUGAGUAAUCCAAAAAUGGCAUUGAAAUUUUUGGAAUCAGGACUUGAGCAUUGUCUCAGUUCAGGACUUGACCAUUGUCUCAGUUCAGGACUUGAGCAUUGUCUCAGUUCAGGACUUUAGCAUUGUCUCAGUUCAGGACUUGAGCAUUGUCUCAGUUCAGGACUUGAGCAUUGUCUCAGUUCAGGACUUGAGCAUUGUCUCAGUUCAGGACUUGACCAAUGUCUCAGUCCAGUAUGAUUGCAGUUCAGUUUUGAAUCAAAUAACCGCUGAGAACAUUAGGAUGCCUCCCGAAAAAAAAACCAUAGUCUUAUUCUCAAAAAAUGUAUUGGGAAGCAUUAAGAAGGUCGUUUAGUAACUAUUGUCUCUUCUUCAGUAGCUUGAUUACUUGUCGUUUUUUUUACAAGUUCUUCAGUUAAUCUCGUUGUGGUUAGUUUCAUGACUUGGCAUCUAGACUUCCAUAACUUUGCAAAAGUUUUCUUUAGUGUUUCUUUUCAUGUACAUACUUGCUUUCCAUCAUUGUCAUCAGAAAAUGCCAAACAAAAGUUCCACGUUGAA
This is a messenger RNA of Hyalella azteca, 2316 nucleotides long. RefSeq names its product casein kinase II subunit beta. Gene Ontology annotation, molecular function: protein kinase regulator activity. The record is from RefSeq and is a predicted model, not a curated record. Lineage: Eukaryota; Metazoa; Arthropoda; Malacostraca; Amphipoda; Hyalellidae. The coding region runs from base 108 to 770 and encodes 220 amino acids. The transcript is spliced from 5 exons. Gene Ontology annotation, cellular component: protein kinase CK2 complex; cytoplasm.